GUUCAUAUCAUGCGGUGGACCGAAGGCCCAUCACGCUGCCAUCCAAUCCAGGUCAUAUUAUAAGCCCAUCAAACUCUUUUCUCUACAAACACACUCAGCUGCCCGUCUCCGAUCCCCGCAUUUCCCCCAAACUCUCCCAAUCCGAAAUCGAGUCCGGCGCUAGGGUUCGCGCGAACGUAAUCGGAAGAGGGAAAAUGGCGAUGAGGAGGUUCUACAACGAGAUCAAGGGGCUGAAGGUGAAGGAGGUCCCCGACCAUGUGAAGCCGAUGCUCUCUCUCGACUUCGUGAAGAAAUCCGUGCAGAAGGGACUGGACAAUUACCACGCCAAGUACAUCCAGACCAGCUCCGUCGACCCGCUCUUACAUGUCUGCUUCGGCGGGAUGGUCUUCUCUUAUCUCGUCGCCCUCCCUGAAGAGCGACGCCAUCUGGAGCACCAGCAGCACGCCAAAGAGCACGGCGGCCACUGAUCUGUCUUGUUCGAUUUUCUGCAAUUCAGGUAGCGUUUGCUAUUCGUUUCUUUUUGUUUCCUCCUUAACGUGAAAGCAAGAUCCUGGGCAUUCGUUGGCGAUAACGUAUCUGUUUCGUUUAGCUGGGGAUCAUUUACAUGAAAGCAAUCGGUGCGGUAGUCUUUAGGUGGUUGUUGAUUUACCCCUAUAGAUCGUGAAUAUAAUAUCAAUGCAAUGGGCCGAUCGUAGUGAUCCACUGUUGUAUUUGAUUGGAUUGGUGCGGCUACUUUUCUCCUCUUGGAAUUUCGUCUGCUCGGAUUCGCUUGUCUGAAAUUUGGAAUUCAGUAGUUUGUCAAUACUCGAUGAGGAUCAUGCUGUUUUAUGUGGUAAUUAUUGGCUGUUGUAUGGUUAUCUGAAUAUUGAGAAUGUGAUAUUCUGUGUGUGUGUCCCCAAAUGAUCCCCGUUUUCUGUCUUUCCGUUCAUUAUUGAAACUUGAAUCUUUAAAGUUGUGUUCUGUUCUUCUGACUGAAUGUUGGGACAUCUCACAGCUCUAGUUGGUGAUAGAGUCGAGAUGGGGAAAUGGAUCAUUGUGUUCAUAGUUGUCUGCUUGUUAAUAGUUACUUGCUUUGGGAUGGAGGGAGAUGUCUUUUCGAAUGUACUUCUGUGAUGUGAACCCCUAAAGAUGCCAUUGGAUUUACCCCUAUAGUCGUGAAUUGAGUAUCAAUGACAAAUGGGCCGAUCAUAGUGAUCCACUGUUGUAUUUGAUUGGAUUGGUCGGGCUACUUUCCUCCUCUUGGAUUUUGGUCUGCUUGGAGUUUGUUUGUCUGAAAUUGGGAAUUCAGUAGUUUGUCAAUACUCAAUAGGGAUCAUGCUGUUUUAUAUGGUAAUUUGCUGUUGUAUGGUUUUCUGAUUAUCGAGAAGGGAAAUUGGAUCAUUGUGUUCAUAGUUUUCUGCUUGUUCAUGGUUACUUGCUUCAAGGUGUAGGGAGAUGUUUCGAAUUUACGUCUGUGAUGUGAAUCCCAAAAGAGGCCAUUGGAUUUGUUGGUGCACUAAGUUAAGAGUCAUUUUAAGAGAUAAAAAUGUCCACGCCCUCUAAGUUAUUGCUGAAUUUUGCAAGUUUUGUUUGAUAAAAGGAUUUAAGAGAGGAACCGGGACAUGAUUGAGCAUGGAUCAUGCCGACCCGUUCUUUCUGUUAUGUGCGGUUAUCUGAUCCUUUUGGGUUUGUUUUUAUCGUGUUAUUUCUGUGUUUCCUCUUCUUGUAAUCUUAUUUAACUAGUACCAUUUCUAGAUCUCACAAUUGAAUUGACUGUAUAUGAUUUCUUCCAAUAUUCGCUUUUGUUCGCCUAUAUAAACUCGCUUGUUUGCAACCAAAUGUAUCAGGUGCAUGCUUGCCAACAGCUAGUGCUGGCAACUAGUAGAUUUAAUUGAUGUACUCAAGUUGUUUGCUUUAUUUUGACUGUAUUUGCUAGCGAUGUAUGUUGUGCUCGUUGGCUGAAUGAGUAAUAGGGUGAUUGGUAUGCAUGCUUCUGUGAGCCCAUCAACAUUGACUCAUGUUUCUUGUUCUUGCAGAGGAUGGUUGAGCAGAAUGUCCUGAAACGGUGCUCAUGAGUUGCUUAUGAGGGUUGUUAUUUGAUAAUUUUGGAGUUUGUAGGCUGCUGGAAAGAAAAGACAGCUACCAUUUGGCCAGUGAUGACUUUAUAUGAAGUCAUGAAAUAAAUACAUUUGAAAUUGGAUUUUUCUUUAUUGCCUUGGAUUUUAUAGUACUCUGCAAACCAAGUGGCUGGCUACCAAGCGAAAACAUUACUGUUUUUCAUAUUUUGGCUUCUGUUGCUUCCAUGAAUUGACUACCUUUGUGUUGAAUUUGGAAGUUAGGUUGUACAUUUUGGUUAUGCCAAGUCAUUCUAAACUAGGGAGAAUGGAUGUCUUAUCUACUACUUUAUUAAUAAUAGAAUGUGGGAAUUGUAUUCAUCGAUCAAAAGAGGAACACUUCAAUAACAUACAUGGAUAAUC
Linum trigynum is the source of this 2456-nucleotide messenger RNA. The record is from the annotation of a GenBank genome assembly. Lineage: Eukaryota; Viridiplantae; Streptophyta; Magnoliopsida; Malpighiales; Linaceae.